Molecule: messenger RNA, 573 nt
Organism: Lactuca sativa (garden lettuce)
Lineage: Eukaryota; Viridiplantae; Streptophyta; Magnoliopsida; Asterales; Asteraceae
Source: RefSeq, a predicted model, not a curated record
AUGUCUACUCAUACAGAGAAAACUUCUUCUACAAUAAAGAUUAAGAAUACAAUUCAUAUUGUCCUAGAUUUCAAUCAAAUGAUCUAUGAUAUCUGGCAUGAAUUGUUUAAGAUUCAUUACAUUGGUUAUGGAGUGGCUGAACAUCUUUCACCUCCGGUUACACCUUCAUCUACUUCUACCGAGAAAGCUCCUGAAAACAUUAUUCCAAUCAUAGAAACUCCUAGAUGGAAAUGCAAUAAAUCUGUAGUCAAAUCAUGGAUUUACAGUACUCUAGUUGUUCCUCUCCUUCAUUUCAUCUUCAGAAAACAAAGUGCAACAUAUGAAGUUUGGGAGACAAUUGAAAUUUUGUUCUAUGAUAAUAAAAACAACAAGGUGGUCCAAAUUGACAACGAGCUCUGUAAUAUCACCAUUGGCAAUUCUUCUAUGGUUGAUUAUUGCAACUGGGUCAAAUCUCUAGACGAUUUUCUUGAUGACAUGGAUGCAAAAGUUCUAAUAAUCAAUAUCUUCUCCUACAUGUUGAAUGGCUUAUCCCUAAAAUACUGUCACAUUGCUACCAUUAUUUGGCAUCAAUGA